Paramecium tetraurelia is the source of this 4434-nucleotide messenger RNA. RefSeq lists its product as uncharacterized. The transcript has a single exon. NCBI's taxonomy places the organism in Eukaryota, Ciliophora, Oligohymenophorea, Peniculida, Parameciidae. The annotation marks the transcript as partial. The record is from RefSeq and is a predicted model, not a curated record. Gene Ontology annotation, molecular function: protein binding.
AUGAUUUCAAGUUCUUUAAUUGAAGAAUGUUUAUAAAAACCUUUAAACAAUAAUUUAAUUGUCUUUUGUAGGAGUGUUCGAAAACAUUUCUCUAUGUUUUUAAAUAAAUAUGAGUUAUUAGUUAUAAUAGAUUCUGGCAUUUAACAUGUGGAAAAAUAUGUAAAAUCAAAUUUAGAUUUCCUAGAAGCUCAAUAAUCUUUGACAUUAUAAUUUAUUUAAUAAAGUUCCAAUGAAAUUAUGUACAAUCAUUAACUUUAGGAAAUAAGUAUUAGAUUCUUAAUGAUAAAUCAAAAAUUAUAGGAGAAUUUUGCUGAUUAGGAAGAAUUACUUAAUUCAGAAAUAGUUUAGCUUAUACCCUAAAACUUGUUACAAACAUUUUAAGAGUCUGUAAUACUAUAAGAAACAUUAAAAUAUGAAAAAACAGGAGAGAUAUUCACUAAUUUUGAGAAACUAAUUUACUAUUAUACAAGAGAAGACCAAUCUGUUAAUUUCUAUAAGAAGUUGAAUCAGAAAUUAUCCUAAUCAAACUAUGAAGGAUUGGAAUAAAUCAUGUGCACAUUGUUCUAUGGUUAUUAAAAUUUAAAUUAUCUAAGCUUAUCUGUGAGUUUAUUAUAUAGAGGUAUAAGUUUUACAGAACCUGACAAGAUAAUUUAUGAUUAGAUUGUAAAAGAAUUAACUGAAUGCAAAGAACAAAGUAAAAGUAUAUUUUGGAAUUCUUUAACCAGUACUUCAACUAAUCAAAGCUCAACCAAUUUUUUUUUGAAAAGCAAAUACAAAAUAUUAUUUGAAAUUUAAUUAGAUUAAAACAAUCCUCAUCCUUACUUUAAACUUGAGGAGUAUCACUCGCAAUUUCCGAGAGAAGGGGAAGUAAUUUUAUUUCCUUAAUUUGAAUUUCAAGUAAUAGAAAUGGAUUAAAUUGGCUCAAAUAAUUAUUAUCAUAUAAAAGUUAAAUAAGCUUAGAAUAAUUUUUCUAUGGCCUUAAAUAAGACAAAAAGAAAGGAAUAUUGGGAACAGAGAAUUGAAACUGAUCUGAAACCAAAACUGAAAAUAAUGGCUUCCUUUUACUAAAUUAGAAUUAACUUUAUAAUGAAAAAUAUAAGAAAUAAAGAAUUUAAACUUUGCUCUAGGUGUAUAAAGGAUAGCUUAAAAGAAAAUUCGGACAACUAUUUUUUAAAAUUAGUGACAUAGCUUUAAAAGUUUUGUGAUAAUCAGAAAGGUCAUGAAAAUUAGCUUUCUUAACUAUUAUUAGUAAUUAAAGAAGAGAUCUCAUUUGAAACAGAAAUAACAGAUGAAUUUUUAGAAGAGUCAAAGAUUUUAUUCAAAAACAGUUCAGACCGUUUAAUUAAGGAAUUUAUUUUAAUAAUUAAAAAGAUAUAUAAUCUUGAAGUAUUUAAGAAUGAUAUAAGACACAUAGUAUAAGAAAGGAUCGAAGUGGCUGAAAAAAAGAGAAAGAAGAAUGAAAAGAAGGAAGAUAUAUAUGAGAUCUUAGUUUUAUCAAAAGAUUUUGACGAAUAUUUAUUCGAUAUAUUAAUUAAAAUGUUUAAAAAGGGAAAGAUUACUAAUUGUAUUGGGUUUCUUUCAAAGAAUAAUAAGAAAAAGUAUUUCGAACAAUAUUUUUCAGAUCUAAAUUAUUCAUAGCAAAUGAACAAAGAAGAAAAAAUGAAAAAUAUAAAAGAAAACCUGAGUUUAAUGACUCAUGUUUUAUAAAAUAUUCUUGACAUUUAAUUUAAUAAAUGGAAUUAUUCUACAGAAGUUUCAAAAGAAAUUAGAUAAGAUCUAAUUACAAAAAUAUCAAACGAUAAAAAAAUAAUUUAAUUUUUAAAAUUUAUUGUUCGUCUUACCGCCUAUGAUGACUAAUUUAUAUAAUGUGGAUCAAAUUCACUAAAUUUAUUAGUUGAGAUGAAAGUUAAUCUGAGAGAACAAAGCUUUGAGGAUAUUAGAAUUUAAGAAACAACUUUGAUUGGUGCUAAUCUUGCGAAAUGUAAUUUGAGCGGAUCGAAAUUUGAUAAUGUAGAUAUUAGCGGAAUGAAUGUGAAUGGUGCACAAUUAUUUAAUUGUUGUUGGAAGAAAUUGAAAAUUCAUGAAUUCAAUGAAUUUCUUGGCCAUACUAGUUAUAUCUUAUCAAUAUGCUUCUCUUCUGAUAGCACUAUAAUAGCAUUUGGUAGUUAUGAUAAGUCUAUCCGUUUAUGGAACAUUAAGACAGGAUAAUAAAUAUUGAAAUUGGAUGGUCAUACUAGUACUGUUUAUUCAGUAUGCUUCUCUUGUGAUGGUAAAUUAGCAUCAGGUAGUGAAGAUUAGUCUGUCCGUUUAUGGAACAUUGAGACAGGAUAUUAAUAAUAAAAAAUGGAUGGUCACAAUAGUAUUGUCUAAUCUGUAUGCUUCUCACAUGAUGGUACUACAUUAGCAUCUGGUAGUAAUGAUAAAACUAUACGCUUAUGGGAUGUUAAUACAGGAUAAUAAAAAUCUAUUUUUGUUGGACAUUAGAACUCUGUCUAUUCUGUUUGCUUCUCUCAUGAUGGUAAACUAUUAGCAUCUGGUAGCGCAGAUAAUUCUAUUCGAUUAUGGGAUAUUAAUACAAAACAAUAAACUGCCAUAUUUGUAGGUCAUUCGAAUUCUGUCUAUUCUGUGUGCUUUUCUUCUGAUAGUAAGGCAUUAGCGUCUGGCAGCGCAGAUAAGUCCAUUCGACUAUGGGAAGUUGAUACAAGACAAUAAACUGCCAAAUUUGAUGGUCAUUCGAAUUCUGUCUAUUCUGUAUGUUUCUCUCCUGAUAGUAAAGUAUUAGCAUCUGGCAGCGCAGAUAAGUCUAUUCGAAUAUGGGAAGUUGAUACAAGACAAUAAACAGCCAAAUUUGAUGGUCAUACUAAUUAUGUUCUAUCAAUAUGCUUCUCACCUGAUGGCACAAUUUUAGCAUCUUGUAGUAAUGAUAAGUCUAUUCGUUUAUGGGAUUAAAAAGGGCAAAAAAUAACCAAAUUCGAUGGUCAUACUAGUUAUGUUCUAUCAAUCUGCUUCUCACCUGAUGGUACUACAUUAGCAUCUGGUAGUGAUGAUAAAUCUAUCCAUUUAUGGGAUAUUAAGACAGGCAAAUAGAAAGCAAAAUUAGAUGAACAUACUAGUACUGUUUUUUCAAUAAGCUUUUCUCCUGAUGGCACUUAAUUAGCAUCUUGUAGUAAUGAUAAGUCCAUCUGUUUAUGGGAUUGUAUAACAGGGCAAUUACAGACCAAAUUAACUGGGCAUACUAGUAACAUACAUUCGGUAUGCUUUUCUCCUUACGGAACUACAUUAGUUUCUGGUAGUGAAGAUUAGUCUGUCCGUUUAUGGAGCAUUUAGACUAAUCAAUAAAUAUUAAAAAUGGAUGGACACAAUAGUGCUGUGUACUCAGUAUGCUUCUCACCUGAUGGUGCUACUCUUGCAUCUGGCAGUGACGACAAUUCUAUUCGUUUGUGGGAUGUGAAUACAGGAUAAUCAAAAUUUAAUUUACAUGGUCAUACUAGCGGUGUUCUAUCAGUAUGCUUCUCUCCUAAUGGUAGUUUAUUAGCAUCUGGAGGCAAUGAUAAUUCAGUUCGUUUGUGGAAUGUGAAGACAGGAGAAUAACAAAAGAAAUUGAAUGGUCAUACUAGUUAUGUCUAGUCAGUAUGUUUCUCUUCUGAUAGUACUACAUUGGCGUCUGGUAGCUAUGAUAAUUCUAUCCGUUUAUGGAAUGUCAAUACAGGAUAAUAAUAAGCCAUAUUAGAUGGUCAUACUAGUUAUGUAAGUUAAAUCUGCUUCUCCCCUAAUGGUACUCUCUUGGCAUCUGCUAGUUAUGAUAACACUAUCCGUUUGUGGGAUAUUAGGACACAAUACUAAAAACAAAAAUUAUUUGAUCAUACUAGUAGUGUUCUUACAGCCAGCCUUUCAACUGAUUAUACUACUUUAGCAUCUGGUAGUGACAAUAAUUCUAUCCGGGUAUAGAAUGUUAAUACAGGAUAUUAAUAAGCCAUAUUAGAUGGUCAUGCUAGUUAUGUAAGUUAAGUAUGCUUCUCUCCUAAUGGUACUCUCUUGGCGUCUGCUAGUUAUGAUAACACCAUCCGUUUGUGGGAUAUUCAGACAGGACAAUAACAGACUCAAUUAGACGGUCACACCAGCACUAUUUAUUCAGUAUGCUUUUCUUUUGACGGUACUACAUUAGCGUCUUCUAGUGGAGAUUUGUCCAUCCGUAUAUGGAAUGUUUAGACAGGACAAUAAAAAGCAAAAUUAAAUUUGAAUUAAGAUUAGGUAGGAUAACUUUGUUUUUCACUUGAUGGCACUGUAUUAGCAUCUAGGUUAGUGGAUAACUCUAUCUGUUUAUGGGAUGUUAGAACAGCAUCAUAAAUCUAGACCUCAAAUCAUAGGUAAAAAGCCAUUUUGGCAUAAUUUAGCACACACAUAUUUUAAAAUAACUUUCUUCCUUAAAUUGGU